Theobroma cacao (cacao) is the source of this 1445-nucleotide messenger RNA. RefSeq names its product RING-H2 finger protein ATL5-like. The record is from RefSeq and is a predicted model, not a curated record. Lineage: Eukaryota; Viridiplantae; Streptophyta; Magnoliopsida; Malvales; Malvaceae.
GAGGGUCCACUGUUACAACGUGGACCCCUUGAAUGCAAUUCCAAAGAUGUAAGAACAAGGAAACGAACUGUCUUCUUCCUUCCACAACCCUCUUCUCUCAAGUCUCAUCCCCACCAUCCAUUCAUGGCCCAUCAAUAUUAACUGUUGACUCCAUCUGAAGAGAUAUACUUCCAUUUGGGUAGGUUUGUUUGGCGAUUAGAAACUGGUCUUUUCCCAGUUUUGCCUUGAAACAUGCCGUUUCUUGGGAAAUUCUGAUCUGGGUCUUUGUUCAUUUUCUUCUUCUUCUUCUUCUUCUUCUUCUUUCCAUUUUUUGUUUUCAUUCUCCCUCUCUCUGCCUCCCUAUUUUUUUUCUUUUAGGUCUUUGUAGGUUCUUCUUCUAUUGUCUUGUUAUAGCUAGAGGAAUUUGGGGGUGUUGUUCUGGUAAUCUUUGUUAUCACAUCUUGUUUUGGUGUUGGAAUUGAAGCUGUUGGUUGGUGUUUGGAGUUAGUUCAAGAAACGGGAAGUUAAAGAUGUUCGGUUCAGGCAUGAAUUUGAUCACGACUAUCAUUGGUUUUGGAAUGAGUGCCACUUUUAUUGUGUUUGUCUGUACAAGAAUAAUCUGUGGGAGAAUUCGAGGGGCCCAGGCGAGACAAAUGUUUCAGACCGAGUCCAGGAUUGAUCUCGAACAGCCAGAGCAACAGAUUGGAGGCCUUGAACCAGUGGUGGUUGCUGCAAUACCCACCUUGAGGUUCAACCGCGAGGCGUUCAGUUCUAUAGAAGAUGCACAAUGCUCGAUAUGUCUGGGUGACUACCAAGAGAAAGAAAUACUGCGAAUCAUGCCGAAAUGCGGCCACAACUUUCACCUUUCUUGCAUCGACGUAUGGCUAAGAAAACAGUCCACAUGUCCAGUCUGCCGUUUACCAUUGCAGGAGUCUUCUGAAGCAAAAAGUGCAAGACCAGCAACAUUGACGAUGACUCAGUCUAUGGAGAGUCCGGAGACUUCGACAUACCAUUCUGGACAGUGGCUUCUACCAGGCCCUGACCGCUCCGUAGGAAAUCAAAUCAACCAACCGCAUCUAGAUUCUGCUACUAGAACUCCAGAAAUGAAUACAGGACAAGCAGAAACGUGAAAUUGAUGUAGGCAAAGAGAAUGGUCUGGUCAAAAAGGGGCAAAGACAUGCAUUAGCUUCUCAGCAAGCAACGAAGUGGGCCAUCCAAGUACAGAAUGGCCUGGGAUUCUUGUACACUUGGUCUGUGCAUAAACUCCCAUUCCUUCCCUUGAGUGUGGGGUUUGCAUUGAUUGAGGCAAUUCUCAGUUCUUUGUAAAAAGCAUGGUCAGUAUCUCAGGUACUGAAAACAGGACAGUUCAUUUCCUGAAAAAUUUUACAAAGUUUCCUAAAGGACAAUCUCUGUUUCAUUCUUGACUAUUAACUGUGCUCUGAAACAAACAUAAUUUUAAGAUUUUA